Molecule: messenger RNA, 1073 nt
Organism: Danio rerio (zebrafish)
Lineage: Eukaryota; Metazoa; Chordata; Actinopteri; Cypriniformes; Danionidae
Source: RefSeq, a predicted model, not a curated record
UGAUGUUGGUGAACAUGACUCCUCUUUCUCUGCUGUUUAUACUCUUCAUAGCAGGAGUUUAUGGUCAGUCUGGUUUUGGUGUGAGUUACGGCUCUCCACACAUCUGUGCACUACAGGGCUCAGCAGUGACAAUGAGCUGCACUUUUUCAUAUCCUUAUAGAAGUUAUGUUGUAAGAGCAUUCUGGACUAAAAUACAAGUUAGAGAAGAGAAUGAAGAGUUUCCAGAUCUCUCUGUGGACCCUGAAUACAGUCAGAGGAUUCAGUAUGUGCUAAAUAACCAGUGGAAUUUCAACCUCAGACUGAGUCAUGUGACAAAAAAAGAUGAACGAGAGUAUUAUUGCAGAUUCACCACUGAAAUAGCUGCUAAUAAAUGGAUUGGCAUUCCAGGAGUGCGUCUCUCAGUCACAGAUCUUCAGCUGGAGUCUCCUGAGAGAGUGACAGAGGGAGAUUCAGUCCGUCUGACAUGUAACAGCAGCUGUAAACUGACUGACACACCAACAUUCAUCUGGUACAGAAACUCACAGAGAAUAACAGGGAAUAUUCAUCAUGAACUCCUUGUUCAUCAAGUCAGAAGAGGACUAACAGACAACUAUAGCUGUGGUGUGCUGGGAAGCUUUUACAUCUCUCCUGUUGUUUCUUUUGAUGUCAGAUCUUUUCUACCAAAAAUUAGUAGCAUUGCUAUCACUGAAUAUGAGGGCAAAAGCAUUACAUUUCGCACCAGCUACACAGAGGGCUUUGAGACAAACAGCAAGUACUUCAGCAGAUCAGACACAUUCUUCUCUGAGAAACUAGUAGAGACUUCUGAAUCUAACCGAUGGACAACACAUGGCAGAUUCGCUAUUUUCGACAACACAUCCGCGCACGUAAUCAUCGCCACCAUCUUGAAUUUGACCAUGGAAGAUUCCGGCUCGUACACUGUGGGUGUGGAUGUGACACUGCUGCCUGAUUAUGAUGCUGAAAUACAGCUGACUGUAAUGAGAGAAAACCACGACACCACCACAGAGACUCACAACACCAUCACAGAGACUUACAACACCGUCAACAGGUACCUGAGUAAAUCAGAGGGACUGUGA